AAUGCGGCUUGCGUUAUUUAUCAUGACAAGUUUGAUUGAAAAUAUCCGAUUUUUGAUUAAAGAUUAACAUUUUCUAAAAUAUUCAUCAAUUGAUUAAAAUUUCAUUAACUUUUCGAUUUCAUGCAAUGAUAAAUAAGAAGUCAAAAAGUCAUCGCAAAAAUACGGGUUAUUUUACACUGAUGAAAUAAAACUUUAAAAUGAUUUUGAUAUGACUUUAUUAAUAAAAGUGAAAACAUGUAAGCAGAAACAGAAAACACACGUAUAUGUUAUAUUUUAAAUAGUGUUAACAAGAGAUUGUUAUCAUAAAACAAUUAAAUAUAUAUUUCUAAUGAAAGCACAAACAUUUUAAGCUAUGAAUCCAAAGUCGUAUGCGCGCUAUGGCAAGAAUUACGCCACCGGAAGUAAUCGUCUGGAUAACGAGAUGCGGAGCUGGAGCCGGAACAAAAUGGAGGACCGGAAGUUGGAAAUGCGACAGGCGGAAGUGGACAAGCACAAGACGGGCAGGCGGAAGAGCUCCGACGCGGAAGCGCGGCUUGUAUGCCGUGACCUUGAGGAAAACAUCAACAAGACGACACCGGGUGUGGAUGCGUACCUGGGAAAAUCACAGAAUAGGUAUAACGCGUGGCGGCGUAAAGAAAUGGAACAGCUUGACCGGAAGUACCGCAGCAUGCACAAGGAGUACCUGAAGGAAUACCACGCCCUCCAUUUGAACGAUUAUGAAGAGCUGGAGCGCGAGAAGCGCCUUCGGACCUCUGCCUCCGAAUCCCAACUGAACAUACAUCCGGCGGAAAUGGAUUCUUAUGACGCCACUGACAGUGUAGAUGCACCAGGCGUCUCUCAGGUCGAAGUCCAAAUCCUUAAGGGCGGAAGUGCUGAAGAGCUGACUUCCGGUUUAAAUGAAAUGACAUUGCGGUCCGACGUGGAGAAAACAGAGGCGCUUGGAAUGUAUCUCGGAAGCCGCCGACGUUCUACCGGCUCCAUAACCGCCGAAGAUAUGUCGAGAAUGAAGCCGUUUCAAAUUAAACUGACCAGUGUUGAAGAAACUCCGAGCUGCGAAAAUGGCCAUGGCGCAGAAAGUUCAGACGUUUUAGCUACGGAAAAGGAUAACGAGACCGACAGCGGGCAACCAAAAAUAACAAAAGACACCGAGAAAACGGUCAAUCUAUCAAUGAGGCCGAUUAACAAAGAAAGCGGAAACCCAAAAGCAAAGCCAAAGAAAGAUGCCAAAAUUUCCAAAAGACGAUCGUCGGAUGCAUUUGGUGCAAAGAAAGCUAAUGUUGGACUUGAGCUGCCAAAGCGACUGUCAAGGAGAUCCUCCCUGGCAACUCGGCAGCUUCCACUUACAUUGUAAAACAUGCCAUACCGAGUUUUUAUAAGACGAUUGCCGAUGCAAAGCAUCAAAGAUGCAUCUGAAUGGAUGUCAUUUGUUAUAUUUAUCUGGACUUCAUUUUUGACGUUAGUUGACGUGAUGUACGAACACUUUUUGACAAUAUAAUCAUUUUUUUGAUAUAUACUUGUACCUAACAGUGUCUGUCUAAACUGUUGAUAAAGUAUAAAUUAAUUGUUCAUAUUAUUAACAUUAAUAUAUAAUGAAACCAGAACAGUUACAGGUGAUCCAGCAGAAUGAUGUUUAUUGGAAAUGAACUUACAAUACGUUGUUUUUUGUCUUGAAAGCUGCACUCUCACAGAUUUAUCGUUUUUCCAACUUCUUUUAUUUUUUGUCUUGGAAUUAGAAAAAAAAUGCGUAAAUAUCUGCUAACCAGUGAUAUAAGACUGCUGACAAAAGAUCAGAUCGCUGAUUUUCAUAUUUCCAUUCCAAAUUUCAUGUUUUAUGACUUAAACCGUUACUAACGGUUUAAGAAAAAUGCAUAAAACAUCAAUUUUGGGAUGGAAAUAUGUAAAGCUGCGAUCUGAUCUUUUGUCAGCAGUCUUUUAUCACUGGUUUGCAGAUAUUUACGCAAAAAUUUGCUCGUUCCAAGACAAAAAAUUAAAAAAGUUGUCAAAACGUUCAAUCUGUGAGAGUGCAGCUUUAAGAGAAUAUGACUUUAGUCCAUUUGAUUGACCAAGAACAUGUGUAAAAUGUGCAGACCGAUGACGUUUACAACGUUGUAAACGUUUUCAGUUCUAAACAUUCGGCCAAUGAACUAACUUUAGUAUUAAAACCGUGUCCUUUGAAUGGUAUGAGUUGUUUAUGAUUAAUUUUGGAAGAUUUCAUCAUAAAAUAUUCCUUGGUUAUACAUUUAGUACACACACUGUUAAAAAUAAAAAUAAACAAUCAUAAAGCUUUAUUAGCUUAUAAAUUUCAAUUAUAGCCAAUGGGAGAGUCCUGAACACUUACUGUUAGCCUAGUCUUGUUUUAUUUUUGGCUUUAAAUUGUGUCCUGUCCAAAAUUUGGGGAAAUGGUAAAUGAUUAGAAAUAGAGGCAUUUUUUUCCUUUUAAUGCAUGCAUGUUAAAGUCGUGGCUAUUUAUAGCUAGAACGUGAUAAUUUUUUAGUCAUAUAAUCAUACUUUAAUACUUUCUAAAAGCGAAAAUGAUCCCACUGCAUGUAUGUUCAAGUCGUGGCUAUUUAUAGCUAAAACGUGAUCGGUUUUUGGUCAUAUAAUCAUACUUGAAUACUUUCUAAAAGCGAAAAUGAUCCCACUCGUUCUCUGAAUGCAUUAACGUAAAAGAUUUUAAACCAAUUGCAUUUUCCUUUUGGCUGGUAAACAUUUACUUUUUAUCAUAUUUUGAAAUAACAUCAUUUGCUUAUUAAAUGUAUCCAAUUUAAUGCUGUUUCGUUUCUUGAGUUAGGAUACAGAUCGCCGAAAUAUCUAAUGAUUUGUAAAUUUUGGUCUAUAUGGUGUAAUGACUCUCAUCAUUCAAAUUCUGGAAACUAGCAAUUUCAUGCAUUAAAGCUGCACUCUCACAGAAUCCCCAUUUUGACAACUUUUUUUCUUCUUUUUGUUGUUGUCUUGGAAUGAACCAAUUUUUCGUCAAUGUCUAAAAACUAGUGAUAUAAGACUCCUAACAGAAGAUCAGAUUGCAGCUAUUCAUGUUUACGGUCGAAUAUUGAUAUUUAAUGGAUAAAAGUGUUGUUUAUUAACACUUUAAGAAAAAUGAAAUUUUCGGGAGUUUCCCCAAGUAAUUGAGGUCUGUAAUAUUGUAAGUUAUUUGAUAUACAUGUAUG
Mya arenaria is the source of this 3167-nucleotide messenger RNA. RefSeq lists its product as uncharacterized. The record is from RefSeq and is a predicted model, not a curated record. The transcript is spliced from 2 exons. NCBI's taxonomy places the organism in Eukaryota, Metazoa, Mollusca, Bivalvia, Myida, Myidae. The coding region runs from base 353 to 1351 and encodes 332 amino acids.